Molecule: messenger RNA, 5579 nt
Organism: Engraulis encrasicolus (European anchovy)
Lineage: Eukaryota; Metazoa; Chordata; Actinopteri; Clupeiformes; Engraulidae
Gene: npat
Product: nuclear protein, ataxia-telangiectasia locus
Exons: 19
Coding region: 128-4309 (1393 amino acids)
Cellular component (GO): nucleus
Molecular function (GO): protein binding; transcription coregulator activity
Source: RefSeq, a predicted model, not a curated record
CAAUGGGAUUCCGCGCGUUUUCUGCUGAGCUACUUGAUGUUGACGGACAUUCUGCUGUUCUUUCAUAUCACACGUUGAUAAAUAAAAUGUAAAUCUUGGACAGUUGUACUAUUGGAGACGUUUAAUCAUGUUGCUGCCAUCUGAUGUUGCGCGUCUCGUUCUUGGAUACUUGCAACAAGAAGGCCUGACUAACUCAAGUAGGACAUUCAUACUGGAGAGCCCCAGUUUGAAAGAGUAUGCAGACCAUUGCACCGAGGAUGGCCUUAUUCCAGCCUGCAUGUUUUCGCUUUUUGGGAAGAACCUGGUGACCGUAUUGAAUGAAUAUGUAGCUGCUAAAACAAAAGAGAUGAGUCAGGAGAGCCAGGUUCCUGCCAUGUUGACCUCCUUAUGGAAGAAGCUGGAUAUCACUCUAAACCAGAUCAAGUGUGUGCAGAAUUCGCCAAUUGUCCACACCAGCCAGAGAAUGCGUACAAAGAGUGCCAUUAUGAGGCAAAGGGCUCUGCAGAACUCCCUGGGAUCCGCCAGCCCAGUCAGCGUUGUCGUUGGCGACUGUGCCUCUACGCCGCCCAGCCUGUACGUGUCAAGUCCCGUGGGCACCCCCCAGGUGGCGCCAGUGCGCACGCCCUCCUCCUCCUCCUCCUCCAUCAUCUCCAUCUCCCAGCACACACGGCUGUCACCCCUCUGUCCCAACCAGAUACAGGACGGGAGCCGCGUCUCCGUCAGCCAGAGUCACAACACCCCACUGCAAGUAAUGGUUCCUGACCAGAGGCUUAUCCCAGGCCCUUUGUCUCCCGCUCGCCGGAAAUGUGACUCCCCCAGAAGACGGGGCGGGCCCCCCACUGCAGCCAGUGGAUCUGCACGGGGGCACACUGGCCUCCUCCAAGAGGGACAGAGCGAAGAGACUGUCUCCGAAAAUUUCCCUCAAAUGGUCAUUGAAAAUGCCCGUGAGAAGAUUCUGAAGGAUCGCUCCCUCCAGGAAAAGCUUGCGGAAAAUAUUAACAAAAUACUUGCCAGUGACAACAGUCCACCGGCUUCAAAAGUGGCGACCAGUUCAGUGGACCAUGAUCAGUCAAUUGAUGAAAUUCUCGGUUUACAGGGGGAGAUCCACAUGACUGAUAAUGCCAUUCAGGAUAUUUUAGAGCAGACCGAGUCUGACCCAGCUUUUCAAGCACUCUUCGAUCUCUUCGAUUACGGUAAAAAUAAAGCCAACAGCACAGAUGACGCGGAGCGGGACCAGAGGGAGCAGGGCUCUCAGGACAUCCCCUGCACAGAUGAACCCACUAGUGAUACCAUUAUGCAAAAUCCUCUCCAGUUAGACUGUACACCCUGUGUCCCAUCAUCAUCGUCGUCGUCUUCCUCUGCACCGAGAUCAAAGGUGGGAGCUGCUCAGGCGCCCAAGAACAAGAGGAAGUCAACGGCGUCUUCCAGCAGUGUGUGUAAGAAUGCCGCUCCAACCGUCAACAACCCUCCUGCCGACGCCAGCCAACCGGUUUCCAUAAACCAAGCCUUAGAUCAACGAUCUGCCUUUUCGGACCCUAAGCAGAGAGGGAGAAAGCGGUACACGCAAGCUCCUCAACUCUCCUCACAAGGCAGCAGGUGUGCAGUAAUUGUGGAGGAAGAGGUGGAGGAGAUGGAAUGUAUUGAGGUGGACAAUUUUGAAGCACCUGAGAUGGACUUGGUGGUACCACUGAUGGAUACGCAGCCAGAAGCUGGUGGCGGUGGUGGAAGCACUGGAGAGCCGACAGGCUUGGCAGGCAAAAGCCUCUUAAUGGAGACCACGUCAGUCCUUCCCCUGGAGACCGCAUCAGCCGUUCCCCUGAGCGGUCCUCUUUUGGCAGUGUCGGCACAGGAGAUCAGUUUGAAUGGCCAAGCAGGGAAAAUGCCACAGUCGCUAGAUGGCCCCUCAGCCAACAAAGGGGUUGUUGUUGUCGGGGAAUUGGACCAUCCUGGCAAACGAGAUCAUCUCAUCAGCUCCCUCAACGCCAAGAGCCACCAAAGCCAAGAAAGAGUAGUCACACAGGUGCUCCAAUCACCACACGCUACAAGGGGAUCAUCAGCUAUCAUCUCCUCUGCUGUGACCACAUCGACUCCUGCCUCCGCCUCUCGUCCCGCCACUGCCACUGCCGCCGCGUCUGCUGCUUCCCCGUUGGUCACGCAGAGCGACCCCAGCCAGAUCGUCUCCCUGAAGAUCAUCGUCAGCGAUGACAAAGAGCCAUCUGCACCGUCUUCCGCAGACGCCACGCUCAGCCAAGCCGUGUCCAGCAUCGUGACGACGCACGACGAACGCCUUCCCACCAUCUACCUCUCCUCCCCGCCGCCCAAGUCCCCGGCCAAAGGGCUGUUGUUGUCGUCGAACUCCGGCGUGACCUCCGAGGAGACGAUGCUGGCCGUCAGCUCUCUGCAGAGGACUGAGCUGCCAACUCCUGCUGGCGCUGACGGGCCUCAGGAGGCGGGCCUCUUCCAGCUGUUGCCGAUGGCCGCGGGGCCCAGCAGCUACUUUGUGGUGACGGACAAGAUGGCGGCGCCUGGAGACUGCCGGCCUGCAAGUGUGGUGGUGGUUCCCGCCAGUGCUCCGACAUCCCAGGGUCAGGUGAUGAACUCGUUGCCCCAAGUUGCAACGCCACCGCGGUCACAUGCGCUACCACAGUCUUAUGGUUCAACCAUCAUCAUCUCGUCGCCGGGGCAGGUGCAGUCCAUGUUGCAGUGUGGAAUGGUGCCCGUCUCAGUGAUGGGUCAGAACAAUGCAGGAAAGCUGAAUUUUGUUCCCAAUCAUCAGGUGAUCACUGUUCCCUGCAGACCAGUGACACAGCCAUCGCUGGUAGCAAAACCCAAACCAGCUGCUCGGCCGGCCAAUAGCAGCGUUGGUAAGACAGUGAAGUCGAGCAGCAGCAGCAGCAGUAGUGGUCCACAUCAGAAUGUAGCCGUGGCUUUGACUUCCCCGAGCGCAGCGGCGACCACGAAAACCGCCGCGCCCCCGGGGCACGUUCGAAUGCUGCGCUUUGACCAGCCAUCAAGUAACUCCCCAGCGCAGCCGCCGAGUCAGAGUUCUGCUGCCCCAGUCAGACACGACAACUCAAAACAAACGAGGAGUUCGCCCCCUGCUAAGAAGCAGACAAGCGCAGAAGGUGGCGGUGGCGGCGGCGGCAGUGUGUCGUGUAAAAACCCUAGCCCCAAACCGAUCAUCCUUGGCGGGGGAAGUCGUGCCAGCAGGAGAAGGGUGGAGAUCCAACGUGUGGGCGACAUCACCCCGCAGCCCUCAGCCUUCCCGGACAACAACAGGGACUCGUCAGGGAAGGAGGACCAGAGUUCUAGGGACAGGUCUGUGAAGGAGUCGUCUAAAAGGACGGGCGCCAGCGAAUCCCGCGCCACCUCCAAAGCCACCACACCACCAGCCGUCGAGCGUGAAGUGACGUCUUCAACGGAGUCCGGCAGGACAAGAUCUCAAAGUCGGAAACCAGACAUGGGAAAUGCAUCUGUUGUUAACGCUCAGGGUACUAGGGCCUCCUCCGCCGAGCACAGAGCCAAGUCAAGCACACAAGCCAAGAGGGACGAACAGGAAUCAGCCACGAAGAGCCAGAGCAGCACCAUCACGGAGAGACCAGGGCCCCCCCCACAGGAGGAGCCCUCCCCAACACGCGUCGCCGCAAACAAAGAGAACGAGCAAGAGACCCAAAAACACCCCUUGACGGAAAGGAGCUCCGUUGGCAUUGCAGGACGACUACGCGAGUCUACAACUACAGCAACAGCAACAUCCGCCGCCUCUGCAGGGCCGUGUAAAGCCUUAAGCAAGACCAGCCCGCUCACGAAACAAGCUGCCGAGAUGCUUCAGGAUAUCCAGAGCCUCAAUCCGUUGGCUAGUCCGGCCAAGAAACCGGGGCUGGAGCUGCCCCUGCCAAGGACCCCCGGCCUCGGACGAGGCCUGAACAACGAAGACUACUUAGACGGGCUCCGCACGCCGAGCAGGACGCGGCAGGGCAGAGACAACCGGGAGGGCACGCCGCGUCACCUCCGGCCGCCGGCCACGCCCGAGCUGCCGACCUGCAGCCCCGCCAGCGAGACGGGCAGCGAGAGCAGCAUCAACAUGGCGGCGCACACGCUGAUGAUCCUGUCCCGCGCCGCGCGCACCGGCGUCCCCCUGAAGGACCGCCCGCGAUCGACCGGCAAGAGCAAGAAGCGCAAGCAAGGCGAUCCUAGCCCUAGUGACAAGAGCAGCGGGAAAAAACCAAAGAAACAGAAGAAGAUACUGGAUUCUUUCCCAGAUGACCUAGAUGUGGAUAAGUUCCUGUCAUCACUCCAUUAUGAUGAGUGAAAAAAAAAGAUAAAACGUUGUUGCAAUGUUAUGCUUACAUUGUUUUUGAGCCCUUCAUCGUAAUGCCUGAGUUCUCAUUGUGAGGUCAGCAGGACUCCGCAGGAUUUUAAACAGAGUUCUAUGGGAACUGUAGAAUGUUGAAGUAAAACUCUAGAAUUGGGGGAAAAGCCUUACUCCUGAAAGGGUUAAUGAUGCCUCAAUAGGGGCUCAAAAGUGUGAAUCACACUGCUGUAUUUAAAAAAAGAAAAAAACCCUAGUCAGGAAACUGUACAUACAUCGUAUUUAAAUAUAUUGUAAAUAAACAAUUGUUGAUAUUUUGUAUUAAAUACAUCACUUUUAAAUUGUCAUCACCUUAUUGAAUUAUAUAAAUAUCACAGGACCUCUGUUGCUUAAGUUUAUUUGCGGACGUGUAUGUGUAUAGCAAAGAACCUCCACUCGCAAGUCGUCUAACUUCACACCUCAACCACAUUUCUUUGGCCCUUGAAACAAGUAGAAUAUAAAAUGCCCAUAAUAGACAAUUAAAAUGUAAACAAAGUUUUAUCCUUGGGUAGCAAUGCAAUGCGUGUAUUAUUUCUAAUCACUGACGGCACAGUGUGUCUGCCAGGAGAGGUCUUAUGUUCAGCCGAGAAUCGGGCCGAUAGUCGUGUGAUUUCGAGCCCACCUUUAAAUUGGUUUGCUCUUCAUGCCUGCUGCUACCUUCCUGUCAUUAUGACAACUAGCUGCUGAUGUCAACUUUAUUGGUUAAAAGGCAGAGGUUAAGUUGCAUCUUCCAGGUUUUCAGUGUAAUUAACCCAGUUUUAUUUAUCACUGCACACCUGGUUAUUAUGCAGUUUUUUGUGGAAUGGGAUUCAGUGAUCAACCCUAAAUGUUAUGUCAUAUAAGGUGAAUGAUGCCUAAAGCAGCUGCUGUAGCUUUGCUGUCUUCCGAUACUUAAAUGAAGUUAAUGUAGGCUAAAUUAUAAUUAUCUUAGAUUUUUGGUUCUCACCACGAAGUUCUUCUUGCCCAAGUUUUAAAAUUGUUUUGUCACAUCACAGCUUCCAUACUUAAGCUCUUGACUCACUCUAGAAAUUGUUGGUGUGUGUGUGUGUUUGGAUAUUACAGAUUAAGCUAUUUUUGUCAGCCUAAGGUAAGUUUUGUUGAAAAUAAACCAAGCCUUGUAAGGAUUUCAUGAGGAUUUUGUUAUUUUCGUAAAGAUAGACAGGGGCUAAGGGGAAGAUGUGGUUAUGAAUCACAUUUGCGAUUGUAUUAAUAAAAUGUGAACUUAAUCAUA